Pelobates cultripes (western spadefoot toad) is the source of this 309-nucleotide messenger RNA. NCBI's taxonomy places the organism in Eukaryota, Metazoa, Chordata, Amphibia, Anura, Pelobatidae. The record is from the annotation of a GenBank genome assembly.
AUGGGCGAUUAUCUCUCCAUACCGCAACCGCUGGCCGGCACACGCGGCUCCGACAAUAUGGCGCCCGCGUCCCCGGGAACAAGUAGCCGUACGGUCUCCACCCACGGAUCCCCAGACCGUGACUCCCCUAGGGAUGCCCUCACUCAGAUGUCCGCGGACCUCGCUGCGAUAGCGGCGAAUAUGCUCACGCGUGGUGACAAGACUGAACUCAUAGCAGAGCUCCGAACCGCCAUCUGGGAAGAAAUCACGGCCGUGAGGCAGGAUCUUACAGUACUGGAGCAGAGAGUGAACGCAUUGGAAGUGCACUAG